AGCGCGGGGCGGGGGUCGGGUAAGAGGCCUAGUCUCACCGAGGGGACAGAGCGCCGCUAGGACCCUGUGCCCAGCAGGGCUCAGCCCGGCCCCGCCCAGGCCCCGCCCCGCGCUCUCCCCCAAGCCUUCUUCACCAGCCCCCCGCCGAGGCGGUGCCGGGAGCAGAGUCCGGUUCCCUCGUGCAGACUGCGCGCGUCUCCUUUUCCUCUGCAUCUGCGCCAGGCGUGCUGUCCGUCGCCGAGCCUCCGGUCCCCGGUGUGCCUGGCCACCCACGCCCCUAGGAUGUGGUCCAGCCUGAACGAGUGGCUAUGGCAAGAAAGGUUCUGGCUACCACCCAACAACUCGUGGGCUGAACUGGAGGACCGGGAUGGCCUGGUCUUCGCCCACCCCCAGGACAUGCUCAUGGCCUUGCCCCUGGCUCUGGCCCUGGUGGCUGUGCGCUAUGUCUUCGAGAGAUUCGUCGGUGUGCCCUUGAGCCGGCUGCUGGGCGUGCGGAACCAGAGGAAGCAGCCAGCGAAGCCCAACGCCACUCUGGAGAAACACUUCCUUAGUGGAGGGUGGAAACCCACGGAGCCCCAGAUGAGCCUCCUGGCCACUCAGUGUGGCCUUACACUGCGGCAGACGCAACGCUGGUUUCAGAGGCGCCGGAACCAGGAACGGCCCUGCCUGACCAAGAAGUUCUGUGAGGCCAGCUGGAGGUUCACCUUCUAUCUGUGUGCCUUCAUUGGUGGAGUCUCAGUCCUGUACAAUGAGUCAUGGCUGUGGGCACCGGUAAUGUGCUGGGAAAGUUACCCACAGCAGCCCCUGAAGCCAGCCCUGUACCACUGGUACCUCCUGGAGCUGAGUUUCUACAUCUCCCUGCUGAUGACGCUGCCCUUUGACAUCAAGCGCAAGGAUUUCAAGGAGCAAGUGGCGCAUCACGUCGUGACCAUCACUCUGAUCAUGUUCUCCUAUAGCACGAACCUACUGCGCAUUGGCUCUCUGGUGCUGCUACUGCACGACUCCUCCGACUACCUGUUGGAGGCCUGUAAGUUGUUCAACUAUACCCACUGGCGGCGUGUGUGCGAUGCUCUCUUCAUCAUCUUCUCCUUGGUCUUCUUCUACACUCGCCUUGUGCUCUUCCCCACCCAGAUCCUCUAUACCACAUACUACGAGUCCAUUGCCCAGUCGGGCCCCUUCUUCGGCUACUACUUCUUCAAUGCCCUUCUGAUGCUGCUGCAGCUGCUGCACGUGUUCUGGUCUUGCCUCAUCCUUCGCAUGAUCUACCACUUCAUGAAGAAAGGCCAGAUGGAGAAGGACAUUCGCAGUGACGUGGAGGAGUCCGACUCCAGUGAUGGAGAGGUGGCCCAGGAGUGCCUGCCACUGAAGAAUGGGGCAGCUCACCAGCCCGGAGCAGCCCCCACUGAUGGCCCACGGAUCCGGGCCACAGGGCAGUUGGCCAAGGGGCCCCCAGCAGCCACGUAGCUGGCCGAGGACUGGCCACCAGGGGCUGCCCCAGCUCCUGGCAGUUUGGCCUGGUGGGGCUGCUGGACCAGCGGCCCUGGGGCCAACUCUGGAGACAGGGAGGGCCCUGCUCCUCAGGGUAUCGGGGAGAGGGCUGAUGAUCUGUCUCCACUCUCUUCCUUCUGCCCACCCUCCCUCUUUCCCUCAGGCAACUGGACAGCUGGGGGCAGCGGGCAGCCACAGGAUGCUGCAGCCUGCCAGAGCCACCUCCAGGCUGCAGCCGGGGGACCGUGAAGAGCCCCAGGCUCAAAGGGGUACAAUAAAACUUGAAUGGAGCCAC
This is a messenger RNA of Phacochoerus africanus (Common warthog), 1783 nucleotides long. RefSeq names its product ceramide synthase 4 (gene CERS4). The coding region runs from base 283 to 1464 and encodes 393 amino acids. Gene Ontology annotation, biological process: ceramide biosynthetic process. Gene Ontology annotation, cellular component: membrane. The record is from RefSeq and is a predicted model, not a curated record. The transcript is spliced from 11 exons. Lineage: Eukaryota; Metazoa; Chordata; Mammalia; Artiodactyla; Suidae. Gene Ontology annotation, molecular function: sphingosine N-acyltransferase activity; DNA binding.